UGUUGUUGUUGUUGUUUAGCUGAGUCAAGCUAACCGGGCGGAAGCUGAGCUCCGCAGCUAACGGCCGCGUCUCCUCCGGGCUGCCGGUGAUAAGACUCCAACAUGCCGAAGGAGGCGGAUCAGCGCGAGGGUGGAGGAGACAAGGAGGCGAAGGACGAGAGGAGGCAGGAAGCUUCUGAGGAGACGGUGAGGAAGAGGGUUCGGGCGAACACUCCGAGUCCCCACAGAGGAAACACCCCACAAGCCAGCCCGCCAAGGUUUGUGUCCGUGGAGGAGCUGAUGGAGACGGCCAAAGGAGUCACCAACAUGGCGCUAGCUCAUGAAAUCAUGGUCAACCAGGCGUUCCAGGUCAAGCCCACAGAGCUCCCUGAAGGAAGCUUGGAGCGCAGGGUGAAGGAGAUCAUGCACAAAGCAUUCUGGGAUUGUUUGGAGGCUCAGCUGAAGGAGGAGCCGCCGUCGUACGACCACGCCAUCAAACUCCUGGCUGAGAUCAAAGAGGUGAGUGUCGGCAUUCUUUACUUUGGUUUUGGUGGCGUGACGGUCGAUCGGAAAGGUCUGGGAUUGGUUCGUGUUGCAGCAUCCAUGCGACACUGCUAGCGUCGCGGCUACCAUCAAGACGAGCAACAACUUGAACAGGAGAAGAAGAAUCAGGAUGCUCAGUGUUUUCCUCAACGAACAUGAAGCUUUGCAUCAUGAUUUCAUCGCUGAGGUCAGACUGUCGAUGAAGAGUUCUGAGCAAUUUGUGAACAGCGUUAUCAAUCAAUAACUGAGUAAUGAUCAUAGCUGACAUACCCUGACAGAGCUGUUUGAGUCCAUCAUCCAGUCAGCUGGACGGACGCUGUCCUCCAGCUCAUCGUAGAUGUGUCAUGAACCGCCACCGACGUCGUUGUCAUGGUGUCCGUUGCUAGCUAAACCCCCAUGAUGCUCUCUGCUGCCAACGUUCCCCUCUUUGGAAACAUACAACAGUCUUCUAUCUUAUGAAACAGUGAGACACUCCCCCUGGUGGAACAAGUGGGUAUUACAGCUGAUCUACAGUACAUUUCCUGACAUGUACGACCUUGUCAGUUAAAUUAUUGUCAAUCUGUGAAAUUAUUUACAAUCAUUAACAUCCUGAGUACGGAGGCAUCUGAGAGAGAACAUUUGGCACAAACAACCUGAACUGUGACACGAUGACGUUCGGAUCCUGUCCGUCGGGUCACAUCCUGGUGAGCACAUAGUUUUUUGGUCACAACAACAGAAUCGUCGAUCUCCACCCGUCCUACUGACGAGAUACGUCUCACCGUGACGUCUUCCUCUUCGACGAAGUCAAAUCCAAGUUGAAACAUUACCAUUUUGACCAAGAUAGGCGAUUCAGAGCAGCGGUUCAUGUGUUUACAUCAGUGGUUCUCAAACUUUAUGAGCCACGACCCCCAACAUAACGU
Molecule: messenger RNA, 1421 nt
Organism: Stegastes partitus (bicolor damselfish)
Lineage: Eukaryota; Metazoa; Chordata; Actinopteri; Pomacentridae
Product: T-complex protein 11-like protein 1
Exons: 4
Coding region: 103-597 (164 amino acids)
Biological process (GO): signal transduction
Source: RefSeq, a predicted model, not a curated record